Messenger RNA from Spodoptera litura, 816 nucleotides. RefSeq names its product meiotic nuclear division protein 1 homolog. Lineage: Eukaryota; Metazoa; Arthropoda; Insecta; Lepidoptera; Noctuidae. Gene Ontology annotation, cellular component: nucleus. Gene Ontology annotation, biological process: reciprocal meiotic recombination. The record is from RefSeq and is a predicted model, not a curated record. Gene Ontology annotation, molecular function: double-stranded DNA binding.
CAUAAUGUCAAAGAAACGAGGUUUGAGUGCCGAAGAGAAAAAGAUCAGGAUGUUGGAGAUAUUCCAUAACAGUAAGGAUUUCUUUCAGUUAAAGGAGUUAGAGAAAAUAGCACCAAAAGAGAAGGGUAUCACAAUGCAAUCAGUAAAAGAAGUAGUCCAAAACUUAGUAGAUGAUCAUCUUGUUGACUCAGAGAAGAUCGGUACCUCCAUAUACUUUUGGUCAUUUCCUAGUAAAGCGAAGAAUGCUAAGAAGAGGAAAGUGCAGGAUUUACAAAAUGAAAUAGAUGAAUGCACAAAGAAAUUGAAAAAGACUGAAGAUCUGAUUGCAAGUGAAUCUGUUGGAAGAGAAAUCUGUGAGGAAAGGACGAAAAUUCUAUCAACACUGGAAAGUCUAGAGAAACAAGAAGAGAAACUUAAAAAGGAAUUACAAAAGUACAGGGACUCCGAUCCAGAAUACAUGGCUCAGUUGAAAAAAGAAACUCAGGACUUAAAAACAGCUGCAAAUAGGUGGACAGAAAACAUUUAUAUACUGAAAUCUUAUAUAAAGAACAAUUUUCAAAUGGAGAAUGAUGUUAUCGACCAGAGUUUCAACAUCCCGGCAGAUUUGGAUUAUAUUGAAACAUAAACUAUUACCCAAAAUGCUAUUAUACUUAACCUUUUUACACAAAAUAUAACUAAGUAUGUUACUAUUUCUUAACAUCUUCACAGUUUGUUUACAACAGUAAGCAUUUGAUUGCGUACUGUGAAGAUCACUUAUUGACCGGGAUGAAAGACCAAAUACUUGAACUAUUUGAAUUAAAUACAAUAUUGUUUGAA